UAGCCGUGUGCGUUAGUGUUACGAUGGUUCAGAUUGCUACGAUGGAAAUGUGCUUCGAUUUAUACAAGUUUAUCAGUUUCCUGCUUAUCUCAAUUGUUCAUCUGUGCUUUCUAACGAUGCAGGGGCAAUUCGUCAUAAAUUCAUCCGAUGAAAUUUACUAUACAAUAUACGAAGCGUUGUGGUAUAACACGCAUCCAAAAACGCAAGCGUUGUACGCAUUAGCGUUACGGCGAAGUUUAACUCCACCACGUUUAACUGCCGGUGGAUUAAUUGAGUUAAACAUGGAAAGCUUUUCAGAAGUUCUGAAGCUUUGCGCAUCAUACUACACGGUAUUGAAAACAGCAUGAAGAACGUGACAUCGAGGCUGAAGUAUUUUCGAUGUAAAGGUUAUGAUCAUUCGAUUCGUUCAUCAUACGUUCUCACUGUCAGUGAGGUUGAUGUAAAGCUAGCAUAACUUCAUGAAAGUUUUUUAGCAUUCACCGAAUGUUGUACACCGGUAUUCUACACCGUAAAAAAUAG
Messenger RNA from Frieseomelitta varia, 519 nucleotides. RefSeq lists its product as uncharacterized. Gene Ontology annotation, molecular function: odorant binding; olfactory receptor activity. The coding region runs from base 24 to 347 and encodes 107 amino acids. Gene Ontology annotation, cellular component: plasma membrane. The record is from RefSeq and is a predicted model, not a curated record. Lineage: Eukaryota; Metazoa; Arthropoda; Insecta; Hymenoptera; Apidae. The transcript has 4 exons. Gene Ontology annotation, biological process: detection of chemical stimulus involved in sensory perception of smell; sensory perception of smell.